Messenger RNA from Hydra vulgaris (swiftwater hydra), 1543 nucleotides. Its product is annotated as all trans-polyprenyl-diphosphate synthase PDSS2. The record is from RefSeq and is a predicted model, not a curated record. Lineage: Eukaryota; Metazoa; Cnidaria; Hydrozoa; Anthoathecata; Hydridae. Gene Ontology annotation, molecular function: prenyltransferase activity. Gene Ontology annotation, biological process: ubiquinone biosynthetic process; isoprenoid biosynthetic process. Gene Ontology annotation, cellular component: transferase complex; mitochondrion.
UUUUUUCAAAAUAAUUAUGUUAAUCUAUUUUAGUAUGCAAUAUAUGGUGUAGGUCGUAGGUGGAAGUAAGGUGUUGACUUUUGGUUAAUGUAAGGUGUAGAUAGAUGCAAAAUAUAAUUAAAGUUUUGAUAAAUUCUAAAAAGUUUUUCAGAUUAUUUAGUUGUAAAAGAUCUUAGGACAAGAUGUUAUAAAUGAACGCUGCAAAACUCGCAAGCAUUUCCAUGUUGAACUAAAGAAAAUGUAUUGGUGAUAUCAAUCGCUUACAUUUUCCAGCUAGUAGGAUUCAUUUUUUUGUGGCAAAUAACUCGUUAAACUUUAAUCUUAGAUAAGAACUGCCAAAUGAAAUAUAUUUUUCGAGUUACGAGAAAUUUUAAUUAUAUAACUUUACACAAUUUAAAGCAUAAUUACUCAUGGUUGACAAGUAGUUAUGGAUUAAAAAGAGCUUUGACUAACGCAGAAAGGUUGGUGGGUUAUCCUCCUGCUUUUAAUAGUUUAAAGUAUCUAGUUGACGAAGAACCCGCUGAUAUUCUGAGCAUUGCAAAGAAGCUUGUUGGGAGCGGUCAUCCGUUACUUUCAUUUGCCCGUGAUAUGCUUUCUCCUAGUCGAGAUAUAAACCUUCGUCUUGGUGGUUUAUGGGUGUUACUUAUAUCUAGAGCUGCCGGUGAAAGUUCUGCAAUCAUUAAAGAGGAAUUUGUUAAUGGAAUACAUCUAAAACAACGGAUAUUGGCUGAAACAUGUGAAAUGAUUAACAUAGCAUUCCUUGUACAUGGCUGCAUCAUUAAUUUAGAUAAGUUGCAGUACCUUGAAACUCUCAGUAAAAAAUCGCUUGAAUUUGGAAACAAGCUCUCCGUUUUAGGAGGAGAUUUCUUACUCGCUAAAGCGUCAGUUGAAUUAGCUAAACUUUCUAAUACCUAUGUUGUGGAACUUAUAUCGCAGGCAAUUGGCGAUAGCGCCGAGGGAAAUGUGUUAGAUGAUUUUUGCGCUGAACAAAUCUGCAAGUGGAGUGUAAAAGAGUGGGAAGUGCAUACGUUUCAAACGAGAGGAAGCUUGCUUGCAAAUAGUUGCAAAUCAGCGCUGGUUCUUGUCGGGCACCAAGAGCAGCAUAUGGAUGCAGCCUUUGAGUUUGGAAGGUACUUGUCAGUCGCAGUGCAGUGUGCAGAGGACGUUAGAGCAUUUCAAAAUAGCAAAUCGAUACUUAAACCUACUAAUAUAAUAAUAAUUUUAGCUCUUCUUCAAAAUGAAAAAACAAAAAUCUACUACAACAGCUAUAUAAAAAAUAUGAAUAUUGCAAGUAGUAAUGAGUUUAAAGAAAAUAUUGCGAGUCUUUGUGACGGUAUUGCAGACAAAGCAAAAUCAUUGAGUGGAAACUACGCGAAGCAAUGUAUUGACAUUAUUCAAGCGUUUCAGCACAAGGAUAGCAUUAGAGCAAUAGAAGAUAUACUCAGCACAUAUAUUAUAAUUGAAGAUUAAACUCAUUAAUUUUUUAAUAAAUAUUUAAUAUUUGUCCAUUUUAUUUUAUAAUACAAAUAAAUAUUUAAAUAUU